AGCCAAAGAGUUUUACUCUCCACUCUUUGAUCAUGUAAGCUUUGUUUUAGUUUCAUCAUCUUUAGUUGCAUCAUUUGUUUAUAUGUGUUUUUAGUCAUGUCUGUCGAUAGAAAUAAGUCUUUCGCUGAAUUUUCUGAUCUAUGUGAGUCCAUUUUAAAGGCCAAGAGGAAAGACAAAGUCUGUUUGCUUGCCGAUUAUAUUUUGAGUUGGAGAUCGCACCCAGGAUAUAAUGCGACUAAUCCGGAAACCAGUUUUUUCCCUUGUCUCCAGUUGCUAUGUCCGGCCCUGGAUCGAUCACGUCCUGCUUUUGGGUUAAAGGAAUUCAGUUUGGUCAACCAAUAUCUCAGGAUUCUUGGCAUCAACAAGAAAAGUAAAGAAGGAGAAAUGAUCUCGUAUUACAAGCUUCCAAAACAUGCAAAAGUUCAAUCUGACUUAUCAAGCAUAAUCAUGAAAAUCUUAGCUAGCAAAGGCCGAACACAGAACAGUGAUCUAUCAAUCAAAGAUGUCAAUGACUGCCUAACUCGUAUUGCUCUUUCCUAUCAAGAUGGAAAUCAAUCUGGGAUAAAUUCAAACUUGGAACAUUUGAUUCUUAAUCUUGGUCCCCUGGAAAACAAGUGGCUGAUUCGAAUAAUUUUAAAAUCUCUUAAUUUCCGUCUAUCUGAGACUGUCAUUUUAAACACAUUCCACCCAGAUGCCCGUUCUUUUUAUGAUUGCAAUCAAGAUUUAGCUGAAGUUUGCGUGAAACUGGCUGAUGAUCGUAUUCGUGGAUUUGUAGUCUCUUUAACUGUCUUCAAGCCAUUUGUCCCGAUGUUGUCUGAAAGAAUAGAAAUCAAAAAGAUAAACUCAAUCACCUCUGGGAAACCAUUUUGCAUUGAAAAGAAAUAUGAUGGAGAGCGAAUCGUAUUGCAUAAACAAGGCGAUGUUUUUAAAUAUUUUUCUCGCAACGGGUUCGAUUUCUCAGAAUCCUUCAAUAAGUCGUUUACUCCAUUCAUAGAUCCCUGUUUCAACAAGAUAUCUGACUGUAUAAUUGAUGGAGAGAUGCUAGGAUUUAAUGUAUCAAGUAACAGUCUGAUUACCAAAAGCCAACUCAAAUUUGACAUAAAAAAGUUAACCGAUGGUGAUUUAGAAGCUUUCCACCCAGUUUAUUUUGUGUUUGACAUACUUGUUUGCAAUGGACAGCAGCUAACGUCAAAACCUUUAAAAGAACGAUCUCAAAUUCUUUCCGAAUACCUGCAGACGAAAGAAAAUUGGUUGAUGCAUGCUGAUAAACAAGAUGGGAAUGAUAAAUAUGAUACUAUCCGCUGUUUGAAUGAUGCUAUUGACAAACGAGAUGAAGGAAUUAUUGUCAAAUUCUGGGAUUCCAUUUAUAAGCCCAACAUCCGAAGGAAUAGUGGAUGGUUCAAAUUGAAGCCGGAUUACAUUGAGGGUUUGAUGGAUGAUUUAGAUCUCUUGAUUGUAGGUGGUUAUUAUGGUGAUGGACGCAGAGCUGGAAUAAUAUCACGUUUUAUGUUGGCUGUUGCUGUUAAAGAAGAUGAUUGUAUCGAUGGUCGCCGAUUUCGUUCAUUUGGUAAAGUUGGCAGUGGUUACUCCGAUAGCGAACUCAAAACUCUCUUAGAAAAGUUGGAACCACACUGGGUUAAAUUUAACCCUUCAGACCCUCCUUCAUUCCUAGAACUUGGAAAAGCCAAACCAGAAUUUUAUGUUGAACCCAAAAACUCUUUCAUUCUUCAAGUAAAAGCAUCAGAAUUCAUGGAAAGCGAUGAUUUUGCUGUUGGAACCACUCUAAGAUUUCCAAGGGUUGUUUGCAUACGGUAUGAUAAAAAAUACAGUGACUGCAUGACAACCGAAGAGCUGUCUCAACUACAAGAACAAGGCAAUUUAUUUACUCGUCAAAUUGGCGAUCUAUCAGAUGAUGAUGAUGAACCUGUUAAAAAAAGGCGAAAACCUGUUAGUGACAGAAAAUUUGCCUCUCAUUUUAUCUUGGCCAAUUUAGAUUCAGUUGAAAUGUGCAAAGAUAUCUUACAGGGAAGAGAAAUGUGUGUUCUGAAUGGAUCAAGUGAAUUACCGAAAAUCUCAGCUGAAAAGCUAAUUGUCCAAUAUGGAGGUAAAAUAUCUGCAAACCCAACCAAAGAAUGUUAUUGUUUAAUAGCUCAUUCCGUUGAAGACUUGCGAGUCAAAAAUUUGAUUAAAUUUGGAAACUAUGAUAUCUUGAGGCUAGAUUGGUUGAUGAAUGUGCUGGAACAUCAAUUAUUUAUCAGCCCAUCUUAUCAUGAUUACAUCGUCAUGACUUCUGAAACUCGUGAAAGCCUUUCAAGGUACUUCGAUCAAUUUGGUGAUUCGUAUUUUGUUGAUAUGUCUAGGGACGAUUUAUUGCGAGCUGUUGAAUCAAUUGGAUAUGAUUAUCAAAUCGAUAAUGACGAUGAAGAUGCCGAAGAAAGUGAAAACUUUUAUUCAGAAGCCAACAUCUCGAGUUUGAAUGGUUGUGAAGUUUUCAUUGAUUCAAUGCCUAGCGAUAGCGACAAUUAUCCUAACAUAGCAUUUGCUCGUGCUUCAUUAACAUUUGGUGGAGCUGAGAUAAGCGAGGAGGAAGAAAAUUCCACUCACCAGUUAAUUUUAAACGAUAAAAAUGAGCUUAUUUUGAAAAAUCGCCAACCUUCCGAUCUGAGUUACAUUUUUGAUUCUGAUCAAUGCCAAUGGCAUCCUAUCACAGAUUGAAUUUUUUAAGAAUAGUUGUCACUCGAUUUUUUUGAAAAAAGUUGGAAUAGCUGAUAUUUUAACAUAAACAGUCAAAAUUUGUUAAUAAAACACUAGAGUGGUUAUAAAGAUUAAAUUAACAAUAGAAAAAUUAAAAUGCUCAAUUCCAAAGAAUCCAGGUAGUAAAGACACAUUUUUCUCGACCAGCUUUGGCAAAAAAUGGAGGGACUACUGUAUAUUUUUUAAUAACAAUGUUUAUAUCAACGUAUUUUGUCAAAACUUUUCUUGUUUUAUUAAAAAUUUUUGUAUCCAUUAAA
Molecule: messenger RNA, 3011 nt
Organism: Tetranychus urticae (two-spotted spider mite)
Lineage: Eukaryota; Metazoa; Arthropoda; Arachnida; Trombidiformes; Tetranychidae
Gene: DNAlig4
Product: DNA ligase 4
Biological process (GO): nucleotide-excision repair, DNA gap filling; DNA biosynthetic process; DNA recombination
Cellular component (GO): DNA-dependent protein kinase-DNA ligase 4 complex; DNA ligase IV complex
Molecular function (GO): DNA ligase (ATP) activity; DNA binding; ATP binding
Source: RefSeq, a predicted model, not a curated record